AGGCAUGCUCGUAUUUUGCGACGCUCUUGUUAUUUUUUCUUGGAGGCUUCAGUUGGCUAUAAAGUGUUAACAGCAGACCCACGUUUUGUUUUUCGUCAAAAUGUCUCACAUCGACGAUGAAUCCUCGGAUCUCGGAAUGGCGGGUCAAUCGAAGUUGGAGAGCUUCCUGUUCAGCUGCGAGCUGUCCUCUAAAGUACCUUUCUACACUUUCCAAGGAGACGAGGAGGAGGACUUGGAGCACUUCCUUGAACUCAGAACAAUAUGUCUGGGAGAGGGUGCCAAGGAGGAGAGUAAUGUGGUGGAGGUAAUGGCCAUGAACCACCAAGGAAAGAGUAUAUCAGUGCCCAUCGCCAACCUUCACCUCAGCUGUCUGCCGAUGGUGAGUCUUGGAGAGUUUGAGCUGAAGGCUCCAGUGACCAUCCGGCUCAAGGCUGGAACAGGACCAGUAACCGUCAGCGGAUUACACCUCAUAGCCUCACAGGUCGAAGAUUCUGACCUGUCGGAUGAUGAUGACGACGACGAUGAUGACGAGGAGGAAGAGAUCAGCCCAAUUAAACCAGCAAAGAAGAAGCAGAAGCAGUAGUUGGAGACGUCACUGAUUGUCUUUUGGAAUGGACCCACUCACUCGCUGAUAUGUUUUUUAGAAAUAACAGUUUUUUGUACAGGACUCACACAUUUUACAAAGCUACUACUUUUCCCAAACAGCCAAGUGAAUGCUUUGUGUGGCGGAAGCUGCUCAUGCUGUUGGAGGAAGUGAAAUCAUGACCUCUCCCCUCCAACCAUCAGUGUCUCACUGCAAGCUCUUAGUCUCAGCAGUGUAUUUAACUGCGGUUAGGAGAUUCACUUAUAGAAGAACUGUUUUUGCUAUUAAAUGCUACCCAGUGUUUUAUACUGUAUAUGAUACAGUCACCACUGACAUGGAGUUACUGCACCAGUGGCGGAAAAAUGUGUUUUACCACCAGUGGAUUCUGGUAUUGUUUAUAGAUACUGUUCUUGUAAAAGCAAAAUCAUUGUGUGUCUGUGUGUGUGUGUUUUUGUACUUUGUCAAACAGGAAAGAAGAGAUUCUAGACUAAUUAUUGUGAUUCCAACUGAAAGGUGCAAUCAGAUGACUAACAUACAUCAAUUUAUUAAAUGUUGUCAGUGCAAAAUGAUAUCUCCUUUUCCAAUGUUUGUAGUUUCAAAAAUAUUGUUUGUCUUUGAGAUCUGGCAAUCAUAAAUGUGAAUUUUUUCAAGCAAA
Anoplopoma fimbria (sablefish) is the source of this 1238-nucleotide messenger RNA. RefSeq names its product nucleophosmin/nucleoplasmin, 3 (gene npm3). Gene Ontology annotation, biological process: chromatin remodeling. Gene Ontology annotation, molecular function: chromatin binding; RNA binding; histone binding. Gene Ontology annotation, cellular component: nucleoplasm; cytoplasm; nucleolus. The record is from RefSeq and is a predicted model, not a curated record. The transcript is spliced from 5 exons. NCBI's taxonomy places the organism in Eukaryota, Metazoa, Chordata, Actinopteri, Perciformes, Anoplopomatidae. Bases 101 to 583 code for a protein of 160 amino acids.